CGUCCUACUACAGAAGCAUUAUUUUUUGCAAUAAUCAAAGUUAAAUCUAGAUUUUUUGAAGAAUAUAUUUGUUUGAAGUUAAUUUACAAACUGCAGUUAUUAACGUAAUAAAGUCGCAAAUAAAUUAUAUUGGUGUAAAGUAUAUAUACCUUAUAAAUAUAUUUGUGUGCAUGGCUUGAGUUCAUUGCGAAUUUGUGAAGUCUCCCAAUAUGGGAAAGAGAUUUGAAAUAUUUUAGUGAUAUUAAUUAAAUAUAUAUAAUAUAAACGCAAGAGGCGCACACCUGGUAUAUUCGACAGAUUUUGUGGUGCAUAACUAUGGUUAUGAUUGCGAGUCGAAGCAUUGAGAAAUAUUCGGCAUGCUGACACCGUAACAAAUUCGAAAAUAUGUAAAUAAACAUGAACGAUAUAGAUAUUAAAAUAGUGGAUUCACCGAAAGACCGGUUAGUGGGAGCUGCGGAGUCGCCCUUGCCGGAAAACUCGGGUGAAAAUGAAGUUGAUCCAUUGUGCAUUGACGAAGAAAUGAGCUCCGCGAAGGAAGCAGAAGACACCGCUGAUAAUAAGGUGGAAACAAAUGAGAAUGCGGGUAACUGUGAUGAUAAUGCCAAAGAAGAGAGUUUAAGCGAGAGUGCAAGCAAAGGUGGUGAUUUGGGAGAGCAACAGGAAGAAACAAAAGAAACUACUAAAGAGGACACUAAAGUUUUCAUUAAAAUUCCACAAGAGGAUGCAAAAACUUCAGAAGUUGUUGAAAUUAAGAAUGAGACAACGGAGCCUGAGGUAGCAAUAGUUAGUGAGGAGAAAGAAGAGCCACCGGUAGAAGUGAAAAGCAAAGAGGAGAAGAAACAAGAGAGAGAGAAGAGAGAGAGUGAGACAGAUGUUCAAAUGUUAGAAGCGCCAACUGAGAAAGUAGAUAAGGAACCAAAAAGUACGCAGCCUGUUAAUGGGGAUAUUAAGGAGGAACCUGUAAAGCGGCGAUCUAGCGAAGACGUGGACACGGAAUCGCCUCUAAAGAAACUGUGCCAAGAAGUCGAGAAAACGUUUCCACAACACGAUAUUAUGAUAAACGAUUACAUACAAACAGCAACUAAGAACAACGUGGACGAAAUACAGAGGCAUACGGAACAACUGCUCUCGGAAAUACAGACGUUACGCGAGUUAGCUCAAAAGAAGGAACAUGAAUGGAACAAUAUAUUACAUCUUAAGAAGGUCAAAGAGGAAAUUCUACUACGGCUCUUAAGGCGAAAACAAGUGCUAUCCUUUGAGAAGUCGGCUGAUAUUAAUGGGGCGGAGAGAACUGAUCCAUUCGACUAUCUGAACCAAGCUAAGAACCUCGCUAUAGAUAAAAGCGAUGAAAUAUCCGGUUUAGCGUUGAAACAACCUGGAUCACUCAAUCCCAUGAUGCAACCUGUGAUGCCAGUUACGACGCAUUUCAAUUUAAUGUCAGGGUUGCCACCGCCAUAUGACAAAACUGCGCAUAUGCAGCAGAUGUCCAAACCAAUGUUCCCGCAAGGUUUAAUGAUGCCUGGGCCGUUACCAGGGUUUCCUAGAGAUAUGAACGGUCAGUUGCCGUCUAGUUACGGUAUGCCGAUGGGCCGUCAAGGACCGACUAAAGAUGUGAAGUCAAUAAUAGCGGAUUAUAGGCAGAGGAAUCCGGAAAUAGCUCCUAGGAGAGGAAGACGAAUGAAGUCGAUAGUGAACCCUAAUAUUAUGAACCCAAGGCCGAUAGCGCCGAAAAUGGAUAGUGUCAAUAAUCUAGGAAACCUAAAUAUGCUGUUCAAUAAUUUGGAUAUGAAUCAAAAGGCGAUGCUCGAACGGCUCCAACAAAUGCAAGUGGGCAGUCUACCCAACGGCCUAUCCUUCAAAGACGUGCUAGUUCAAUUCGCGAACAUGCAGCAACCAGGCAUGAUGCCCAGUAGAAUGGAUAUGCCACGGCCAGAACACAUCAGGCCGGAGAGACGAAGGCCAGAAAGGAACGAAGAACACAUACAGAAGCAAGCGGAGAGAAUGGCGUCUCCGAGUCCAAGAUUGCCACCUCCACCGCCGUACCCAGAAAUUUCGUUGUUGCCUGUCACCACGAGUCACGAUACCGGACAAAGCCAGCAGAAUUCGUUGCUGCACGGGAUUUUGACUAAGCAGGCGUCUCCUGCGUCUCAGAGUUACUCGCCGACGUUGGCAAAACUGCUUACGUCACCGGACGGAACACAGAGUGCACCACCGUUGCCAACUUUCGGUCAGGCCAAGAAUUGUGGCGAAAUAACGAUAACACCGGUGCAGCCGACACCCCCACCGCCGGAACCGCAGACACAAGAUAAAGCGGAAGUUGUGCAGUUGGACGACGAAGAGAGCCCUGCCUCAGAGGGUGAAGCGGCCGGCUCCGGCGCGUCCGGUGCGUCCGGCGCGUCCGGAGCGUCCGGCGCGUCCGGCGGCUCGCCGUCCGGCGCCGGCCGGCUCGUGAUAGACGAAGCGGCGGACGACACGCCGCUGUGCCAGGGCUGCAGGGCUCGGGACGCGCAGUUCGUGUGCGCCGGCUGCGCCAACCAGUGGUACUGCAGCCGGGAGUGCCAGGUAGCAGCAUGGGACGACCAUUCAGAAAUGUGCUCCGGUUGAACGGCAUGUGUUAUUUAAGGUAAAUAAGUUAGAACAAAUAGGAUCGCGUACUCGGGCGGUAGAUUUUGCCUUAUAUAUUUAUAUUGUAACGUGUUUUCAUUGUAUUCGGAUGGAUAAUAUAGACAAACAAUGUCACAAUUUUAAUAAUUGUGAAUGUGGCGGAUAUAAAAAAAAUUCCUUUUCCCAAUGUUUCUGUGUUUGUUUAGUGUAUAAAAAUUCUGGUCAAAUAAUUUACGUGAUGAAAACUUAUUUUGAAAGUCUAUGAAACAAAAAAUUGACAUUAGAAAGACAGAUACAAAAAUUCGGGAGCAUUAUUUAGUUUUUCUUAUGUUUGUGGUAAAUCUAACAUUCGCCUUAUUGUCUUGAAACCAAUAUUUUUAGUUUUAGCUUCACUUCUACAACGUGUUAAUUGCACCAAUAAUAAUAUUAACAAAAGAUAAUACGUCGUUCGUCUGAAUGCAAUGAAAAUACUCGAACUUAUAUACAUAAUGGGUGAAUCUCUCUAGUAUACAAUGGUUCCUCGCGUAAAAGGUGCACGAUUUUGCGUGAUAAACUUUAGUCAUUUUAUUAUUAUAGAGAAAAUUUAAUUUUUAACAGCAAAAAUUGUAAAAAAUCUCAUAUAUCAUAUAUAUUUUGUAUAUCAUCAUCUAGUUCAAAACUAAACAAAACUGACUUGUAUCAUAGAAAAUAGACAAUUAAUGAAUAUUAAUUACCCUUAUACAUAUUGUAAAAUAAUAUUUUUACUUCUUUUUCAUAUUCUUGAUUAAAGUUGAUUACGCAAAAUAUCGACAUCUCAUACGCACAAUAAAAUAGUUUCUGUUUACGCCUAAGAUAGUAUGUUUCUCGAUUUUAAUGUAAAAUUCAACUUUUUAUCGAUUCGUUUAACGUAAAAGACAAUAUGGGAAACGUAAUAUGCACAUAACAUUAAUAUAUAUGAAGAAACAGUAAAUAUUAAUUAUAAAUAAUGGUUAAACAUAAAUAAAUAAUAUGAUAAACAUACUUUCAGUAUUUCAUAACUGUUUACAAACCCUUUCCCAGUAUUUUUCAUUACAAAUAAAUGUCUUCUAAAUGUGUGAAAUUGAAAAAAAUGAGUUUACAUUCUUUUUAUAAAACUUAAAUGGCGGGAAAUUUUGACGCAUUGACAUUGAGAUUAAUAUUUCGUAUGGAGGAGACACCACGAACAAAAUCUGUGCGCCAUUUUUUUGCUCUAACUAAGUUUUAAAAAUUAUUAUCUAGUUAGGUACUUACCGAUGAAAGUU
Molecule: messenger RNA, 3863 nt
Organism: Colias croceus (clouded yellow)
Lineage: Eukaryota; Metazoa; Arthropoda; Insecta; Lepidoptera; Pieridae
Exons: 8
Coding region: 397-2604 (735 amino acids)
Source: RefSeq, a predicted model, not a curated record